Messenger RNA from Colletotrichum gloeosporioides, 2769 nucleotides. Its product is annotated as Centromere/microtubule-binding protein cbf5. Gene Ontology annotation, cellular component: box H/ACA snoRNP complex. Gene Ontology annotation, biological process: rRNA pseudouridine synthesis; snRNA pseudouridine synthesis; box H/ACA sno(s)RNA 3'-end processing. The record is from RefSeq and is a predicted model, not a curated record. Gene Ontology annotation, molecular function: RNA binding; pseudouridine synthase activity. NCBI's taxonomy places the organism in Eukaryota, Fungi, Ascomycota, Sordariomycetes, Glomerellales, Glomerellaceae. The transcript is spliced from 17 exons. The coding region runs from base 1 to 2769 and encodes 922 amino acids.
AUGAGGUUUGCGACGGGCGCUGCGGCGCUCAGCCUCUGGUUGCGCCAUGCGACGGCUCUCCACGUGGCGAAGGGUUCACCUUGCCAGACACUCUGCGGCAACGUGCUGGAUGCGACCACGAAAGAUGAUGUUGUCUGCAAAGAGUCGGAUUACUCUGUCAGCGCUGCCGGUUCUGUAUACCAGCAGUGCGUUUCCUGCGAGUUGACGAGUGACUACUCAACCGCAUCUCAGACUGACGUACAAUGGCUUCUUUACAACCUCCGAUACGCUGUCUCAUACUGCAUUUUCGGGUACCCAGAAAACCCCAACGUCGGGUCCAGCCCAUGUCUCACGAGAACCGCUUGCGAGCCUUUCCAAGAUGCCAUUAAGUACAAUGACCUUGCCUCUAACGGCACCGAGUUUGACUACUGUGACAACUGGGAUCACAAUCAGCUCGCUGGCUGCACAGCCUGUCUCCGUGCCGGCGACAACCAUUACUUGACUAAUUUCAUGACCAUCCUGGAUGCUGGAUGCCAGCAGAAGCCUGACCCUGGGCAGACCGUCUCUGUAGAGGGUUCUCCCUUCUCUAAGACUUCAGUCAAUGCUACUGACCCGACGCCAACAAACACAUAUGUGCCAAACUACAACAGCGGCCCCAUCUCCUUGGGCGGCAAAGUCGGCAUCGCGAUCGGAGGUGUUGUCGUCAUUCUUGCUUUGACCGGUUUCUGCAUUGUCUGGAAUGGCAAGAGAAGAAGACGGGCAUUUCUGAAGAAAAUGGAAAUGAAGCAGAAGGGUCCCGCAAAUGGCUGGCCAUCACCACUUAAUGUCGCUGGACUCAACGGCACACCGCUGAGCCAGCGCCCUCUGCGAAGUUGGGAGAACGAUACGCCAAACAGCUCCAGGCCGACGCACGGCUGGGACGAGUCUCCUCUCAGCCCGCAAGGAGAGAAGGCCUUCCCGAGAUACUUCUCGCCGUACUCAUCGCAAUACAACAGUCCGGUGAGCGGCACGGAGGCGCCAAAUAUGCAGUGGCCAACCAACGGAUCGGACCCUCAGCGUCAACAGCAGGAAAUCGGCAUUGCUCUGGGUGGCGCGGAUGAUUCGCAGCAAGAUUGGGAUGAUUCUCACAAGGGAAAGGGGCGAUCUGAGUCGUAUGAGUUGAGAGAGGUUGACCAUCAAUGGGACGCGCGACAGAGGCAUCCCAGCCCGCCUGUGCUUCAGCACCCGGCGCACCCUAUCACAACCCAGCUGCGUAUCACGGCAUUACAGAAGAUGACCUCAGGCGAGUCGGACAAGAUGGCUAUGGAAAUUGUUAAGGCCUCCGAGGAGGAGGAGUUCGCCAUCAAGCCUCAGGCUGCCGUCCCCCAGUUGGACACCAGCAGCUGGCCUCUGUUGCUCAAGAACUACGACAAGCGCAAGUUUCCUUUCCCUCUGGAUACGGAGCGAAUGCCUCUUCUCGUCCGGACGGGUCACUUCACUCCCAUUCCGGCAGGAUGCAGCCCUCUGAAGAGAGACAUCAAGUCGUACAUCUCCUCCGGUGUUAUCAACCUGGACAAGCCCUCUAACCCCUCCUCUCACGAGGUCGUCGCUUGGGUCAAGCGUAUGCUCCGCGUUGAGAAGACUGGACACAGCGGUACCCUUGAUCCCAAGGUCACUGGAUGUUUGAUUGUUUGCGUCGACCGCGCCACCAGACUCGUCAAGUCCCAGCAGGGCGCCGGUAAGGAGUACGUUGCCGUCAUCCGCCUCCACGACAAGCUGCCUGGCGGUCAGGCCCAGUUUGCUCGCGCUCUCGAGACUUUGACUGGUGCCCUCUUCCAGCGCCCUCCUUUGAUCUCUGCCGUCAAGCGUCAGCUGCGUAUCCGUACCAUCUACGAGACCAAGCUGAUCGAGUUCGACAAUGAUCGUCAUCUCGGUGUCUUCUGGGUUUCCUGCGAGGCCGGUACUUACAUCCGUACCCUCUGUGUCCACCUUGGACUUCUGUUGGGUGUUGGUGGCCACAUGCAGGAGCUCCGCAGAGUGCGCAGUGGUGCCAUGGACGAGUCCAAGGGCAUGGUCACUCUGCACGACGUGCUUGACGCUCAGUGGAUGAUGGACAACACCAGGGAUGAGUCUUACCUGCGUAAGGUCAUCUCUCCCCUGGAGACUCUCCUCACUGGCUACAAGCGUAUUGUUGUCAAGGACAGUGCUGUCAACGCUGUCUGCUACGGUGCUAAGCUUAUGCUUCCCGGUUUGUUGCGAUACGAGUCCGCCAUUGAGGUCCACGAUGAGGUCGUCCUCAUGACCACCAAGGGUGAGGCUAUUGCCAUCGGUAUUGCCCAGAUGUCCACCGUUGAGAUGUCAACAUGCGAUCACGGCGUUGUCGCCAAGGUCAAGCGAUGCAUCAUGGAGCGUGACCUUUACCCCAGGAGAUGGGGACUUGGCCCUCUUGCAUCGGAGAAGAAGAAGAUGAAGGCGGACGGCAAGCUGGACAAGUUCGGACGCCCGAACGAGGCCACCCCCGCCAAGUGGGUGUCUGAGUACAAGGACUUCAGCGCUCCUGCCGGUGAUGCGGCUGCGGCUGCAUCGGCUGCGCCGGCCACUCCCCAGAAGGUGGUUGAGACCGUCUCUACCAGCACUGUCGUCACCCCUGCCAACAACGAAGAGGACGGCAAGAAGCGCAAGAAGCACGAGGGUGAAACUCCCGACGAGCGUGCCGAGCGCAAGCGCAGAAAGGCUGAGAAGAAGGCAGCCAAGGCCGCGAAGAAGGCUGCCAAGUCAGGCGAAGCUGACGACGAUGACGACAGCGAGUAA